UUCUCAGAGAAGCUCUGCUGCUGCCGCAUCACCCACUCGUCUAACUCUUGGUCUAUUUCAUUUGAGUGUCUCAAUUGGUCCCCACAGCAGGUUUCACCAUGACAACGUUUGACUUCUCGGAUAUAGAGGCGUUUUUGGACUGCCACCCAGAUCUCUUCGAGGAGUACUUGGUUCGGAAGGCGAAAUGUGAGCAAGUUAGCAGAUGGCUGAAGGAGCAUCCGCCGUCUAAAGUGCCCACAGCGGAGGAGAAGCGCGGCGCUGCCAGGGACCCACUCUGGCCGACCAACCCAGACGGGCUCCGGCGCAGAUCGUCCCACAUGGAGCUGCGACGCAACUUCGCCCGGUCCAAAGCCACCACCACACACCGGACCUACGACGAGCAUGUGAGCCUGAUCGAACACGAGUCCCAGUCCAGCAUGAGGCGCCGUGCGCUCCUGCGUAAAGCCAGCUCCCUUCCUCCUACCACCGCGCACAUCCUGAGUGCCCUUCUGGAGUCCAGGGUCAACGUGCCCCAGUACGCCUCCAGCGCCAUCGACUACAAAUACAGACUCAAGGAAACCAACGAGAGGGAGUUUUUCUUGGAGUUGGUGAAGGAUAUCUCUAACGACUUGGACCUGACAAACCUCAGCUAUAAGAUCCUGAUCAAUGUGUGUAUCCUGGUGGAUGCGGACAGGUGUUCUCUUUUCCUUGUGGAGGGACCCGCGCACAAGAGGACACUGGUGUCCAAAUUCUUUGAUGUGCACUCAGGCACCACUGUCAGACCAUCAUCCAGCACCCUAAACUCCAAUGAAGUGCAGGUGCCAUGGGGAAAGGGUAUCAUUGGAUAUGUGGCAGAGCAUGGAGAAACUGUAAACAUCCCAAACGCAUAUGAGGACCACCGCUUCAGUGAUGAGAUAGACAAGUUAACAGGCUACAAGACUCAGUCCAUCCUCUGUAUGGCCAUCUGUAACAGUGAUGGAGAGGUCAUAGGUGUUGUACAAGCAAUCAACAAAAAUCCCAUGGGCACUCCUUUCACUGAGGACGAUGAGAAGGUACUGCAGAUGUAUCUACCAUUCUGUGGAAUAUCGAUUUCCAAUGCCAAGCUGUUUUCGGAGUCUCGCAAGGAGUAUGAAAGGAGUCGGGCUCUGCUGGAGGUGGUGAACGACCUAUUUGAGGAGCAGACUGACCUGGAAAAGAUUGUCAGGAAGAUCAUGCAGCGAGCGCUGACCCUGCUGCAGUGUGAACGCUGCUCUGUGCUUCUCCUGGAAGACAGCGACUCACCUGUUGUGAAGUUCUCCAAGACGUUUGAGCUCAUGUCUCCCUUGUGCAACAUGGACCGUGACAUCAGCAUGGAGAAGCUAUCGUGUUCCGAUUGGCUGAUCAAUAACAGCAUUGCUGAGCUGGUGGCUUCCACAGGACUGCCGGUUAACAUCAGUGAUGUGUGUCAGGACCCACGCUUUGAUGCUGAGGCCGACCAGGCCUCAGGGUUUCACAUCAGAUCAGUGUUGUGUGUCCCUAUCUGGAAUAGAACUCAUCAGAUAAUUGGGGUCGCACAAAUUCUGAAUCGCCUAGACAGGAAGACAUUCAAUGAUGCGGAUCAGAGACUGUUUGAGGCUUUUGUGAUAUUCUGUGGACUUGGAAUCAACAACACUAUGAUGUACAACCAAGUGAAGAAGACGUGGGCCAAGCAGUCUGUCGCGCUGGAUAUGUUGUCCUACCACGCUACCUGUUCCAAGGUAGAAGUUGACAGACUCAAGGCAGCUAAGAUCCCCCUGAGCAGUGAGUUAGGCAUCGAUGAGUUUCACUUCAACGACUUCUCUUUGGACAAUGACGCCAUGAUCACCGCAUCACUCCGGAUGUUUCUGGAACUCGGUGUUGUCCAAAAGUUUAAAAUUGACUACGAGGUUCUGUGCCGCUGGCUUUUGACUGUGAGGAAGAACUAUCGAACUGUGGCGUAUCACAACUGGAGGCAUGCCUUCAAUGUGUCGCAGUGCAUGUUUGUUAUGAUCACAACAGCCAGUUUCCAGGAUGUCCUGUCAGAGGCUGAGAUACUGGCACUGAUGGUUGGCUGCCUGUGCCACGACUUGGACCACAGAGGCACCAACAACGCAUUUCAAGCCAAGACAGGUUCUGCUCUGGCUCUGCUGUACGGGACGUCAGCCACCCUGGAGCAUCAUCACUUCAACCAUGCGGUCAUGAUCCUACAAAGUGAGGGUCACAAUAUCUUUGCAAACCUCUGCUCUGAAGAGUACAGCAACAUGAUGCAACUAUUGAAGCAGGCUAUUCUCUCCACAGACCUUACUUUGCACUUUGAGCGCAGAACCAAGUUCUUUGAGUGUGUUCUGUCUGGAGAAUUCAGCUGGACAGAUGAAGGUCACAGAGAAGUUCUCAGGUCCAUGCUGAUGACAGGAUGUGAUCUGGGUGCAGUUACUCGUCCUUGGAAGAUAUCCAAACAGGUUGCAGAGCUGGUGACGAGUGAGUUCUUUGAACAAGGUGACAGAGAGAGGUCUGAGCUAAAGUUGACCCCAGCAGCCAUAUUUGACCGCAACCGCAAAGAUGAACUCCCUGCCUUACAGCUGGAGUGGAUAGAUGGGAUAUGUAAACCUCUUUACCAGGCACUGCUGAAGCUCAACAGGAAGUUGCAGCCGAUGGUCGAUGGCAUAGAGGCCAAUCGGAGUAAAUGGCAGGAUCUCUGCUCAUCCUACCAGGAGACACGUAGAGCCUCAGUAUCCAAUCAGAGCCCAGAGCCCAGAGAAGACUCAGAGAGAAAUCAACUCCCAGACUCCACAGGGACUCUGAUGCCAGUUGCACACACCAAGUCUGGGUCAAAGUCUAAGUGCAGCCAGGAUCUGAGGUGCAGAGUGGGCAAAGGUUCCUGUGGCGAUUAAGCAGCAUCUUCUGCCAACAUAACAUCUGCAGGAAAGAAGAAAAUCAAGCUAAGUGUUAAGUGAAGGUUUAUCCAUUAAGUGGCUGACAUGGGACUCUUCCCAUACCCUGUGAUUUUUGGACACAUGCACUACCCUGACAUGAUUUUUAAAAAUCUGGGUAAAUUAAAUGCAGUCUUCAUCUGCUGAGCACAUAGCUUCUGCCAAGUGUCACUGUGUUAAACUCAGGAGUGUGAAUUCUCGUUCGUCAAACUCUAUUUAAAGGGCAGUUUCCCAUUUCUUUUUCUUUCUUUCUUUCUUUCUUUCUUUCUUUCUUUCUUUCUUUCUGCUUUUCAUUACUUAGAUGUAAAAGAAUGAGAGACAGCUGUUGAAACCAAAGAGGGCCACUUAUUACUGUAAUGUUUUGUAAUGGAAACUGCCUCAAAAUUACAAGCCAAUUGGACGCCUUUACAAAGCAAAAAAGGAAUCACUGUGAUUUCUCUCACAUAAAAACACAAAUUGCCAUAACGAAUGUAGACCGGAGCAUGAUCUUGUUGUGUUUUGUAGUUAUGUUGAAACUGCAUGUAUCAUUGAUACACUGAAUGUUGAUACUGGACAUUAUCUUGAUGCCUUUGACUGCCCUAUGAGAUUUGCUUUGCAUGAAAUUACUGUAAGGGAAAUACUAAGUGUUGUUAUGUAAGAGUAUUGUCGCUGCACUAUUGCUGUUGAGAACAGAUACAGAUUUCUAUUUUCGAUCACAGACUGUACCAAACUUAUACAUUCAUUAUUUUUCAUACAUCUGACUCUAUAUUUAUGCAAGAUGUAGAAUUGGCUUUUUCUCCUGCUAUUUAUAAAUUGUUCACUAAAAAAGACAAGAAAGUGCUGCAUUUCAGAUAAAAGGGAGUGAAUCAAUCUCCAGCUGGUUUUGUGAAUAAAAUGUGGCAUGAAAACUGA
Epinephelus lanceolatus (giant grouper) is the source of this 3797-nucleotide messenger RNA. RefSeq names its product phosphodiesterase 11a, like (gene pde11al). Gene Ontology annotation, biological process: signal transduction. The record is from RefSeq and is a predicted model, not a curated record. Gene Ontology annotation, molecular function: protein binding; 3',5'-cyclic-nucleotide phosphodiesterase activity. Lineage: Eukaryota; Metazoa; Chordata; Actinopteri; Perciformes; Serranidae.